UAUUAAAGUGAAUAACUAAAACAACAACAUGUCCAAAAUCGGUAUUAACGGAUUCGGUCGUAUUGGCCGUUUGGUAUUGCGUGCCGCCAUCGAUAAGGGCGCCCAGGUUGUUGCCGUCAACGAUCCCUUCAUCGAUGUCAACUACAUGGUCUACUUGUUCAAAUUCGACUCCACCCAUGGUCGUUUCAAGGGUACCGUUGCCGCCGAAGGUGGCAAAUUGGUUGUCAACGGUCAAGCCAUCACCGUCUUCAGUGAACGCGACCCCGCCAACAUUAACUGGGCCAGCGCUGGUGCCGAAUAUGUUGUUGAAUCCACCGGUGUCUUCACCACCAUCGACAAGGCCUCCGCUCAUUUCAAGGGUGGUGCCAAGAAGGUCAUCAUCUCUGCCCCCUCGGCUGAUGCCCCCAUGUUCGUAUGCGGUGUCAACUUGGAUGCCUACAAGCCAGACAUGAAAGUCGUAUCCAACGCCUCCUGCACCACCAACUGCUUGGCUCCCUUGGCCAAGGUUAUCCACGAUAACUUCGAAAUCGUUGAAGGUCUCAUGACCACUGUCCAUGCCACCACUGCCACCCAAAAGACCGUUGACGGUCCCUCUGGCAAAUUGUGGCGUGAUGGCCGUGGUGCUGCCCAAAACAUCAUUCCUGCUGCCACCGGUGCCGCCAAGGCUGUCGGCAAAGUUAUCCCUGCUUUGAACGGUAAACUCACUGGUAUGGCUUUCCGUGUCCCCACACCCAAUGUAUCGGUUGUCGAUUUGACUGUCCGCCUUGGCAAGCCAGCCAACUAUGAAGCCAUCAAGGCUAAGGUUUUGGAAGCUUCCAAUGGACCCAUGAAGGGUAUUUUGGGCUACACCGAUGAAGAAGUCGUCUCCACCGAUUUCGUCAGUGACACCCACUCCUCGGUGUUCGACGCCAAGGCCGGUAUCUCCCUCAACGACAACUUUGUCAAGUUGAUCUCAUGGUACGACAACGAAUUCGGUUACUCCAACCGUGUCAUUGACUUGAUCAAAUACAUGCAAUCCAAGGAUUAAAUUG
Molecule: messenger RNA, 1031 nt
Organism: Musca vetustissima
Lineage: Eukaryota; Metazoa; Arthropoda; Insecta; Diptera; Muscidae
Product: glyceraldehyde-3-phosphate dehydrogenase 2
Exons: 1
Coding region: 29-1027 (332 amino acids)
Biological process (GO): glucose metabolic process
Molecular function (GO): oxidoreductase activity, acting on the aldehyde or oxo group of donors, NAD or NADP as acceptor; NADP binding; NAD binding
Source: RefSeq, a predicted model, not a curated record